CCGACACUGCUGCUGCCGCCGCCGCCCUGGGAGCCCCCCACCACCGCCAUGGGACCUCCGCAACAGCCGCUCCAACCGCCGCUUCAUCCGUGGGCCAUGUCGUGAUCCGUGGGCUCCGCCAGCGGGUUUUCUAUCCGUGAGCGAAGAGGAGGAAGAGGGGAGCAGGAGGAGGAAGAGGGAGUGAAGGUGGUGGUGGUGGUGGGGGAGAUGUUCGCCUCCGUGGGCCCUCGGGGGGGCCCGCGCCCACCCGUCGCCCCGGCCAUGCCGGAGCCGGACCUGAGCCAUCUGACAGAGGAGGAGAGGAAGAUCAUCAUGGCUGUGCUGGCUCGGCAGCGGGAGGAGGAGGCGAAGGAGGAGGCCAUGUUAAAAGAAGAGAAGCCUAUCCAAGCAAGAACGGUGAAUCUGGUGGGCCAGAAGAAACCUCCGCAGCAAAAUGACGUCCGAGGAAUCCAGCAGCAGUUGUCCAGCUACAGGGAGACGGUGAUCCGGCAGGCCUCGGUGGCGGCGAGCUCUGCCGUUCACCGGGACGACGCUCCAACCUGUGGCAUCUGCCACAAGACCAAGUUUGCAGACGGCUGUGGGAACCUGUGUUCAUACUGCAAGACCAAGUUCUGUGCACGCUGUGGGGGGAGAGUCUCCCUGCGAUCAAAUACGGAGGACAAAGUGGUGAUCUGGGUGUGUAAUAACUGCCGGAAGCAGCAGGAGAUCCUGACCAAGCCAGGCGAGUGGUUCACCGGUCCGGCUGGGAAACCCGCUGGCCUCGGUUCAGCUGUCAGUGAACCGUCUGUGUGCCAAACAACAGGUGACAAGAAGCUUCGGUCCCGCUCCCAAGCACCUCCGGGAUCCACCACCGCAAUCCAAGACCCCAACCGACCUGGUGCACCUGGGACCACACCUGGCACAGAUGCUAGGUCACGUAGCGAACCACCAAGAGACACGAGAAAUGGAAAGGGUCGAGGAGAGCGCCGUCAGCCCAGACUACAGACUCAGGUCUCCAUGGACCGGGACCUCAGGGGGGAGUCCAGGGAGCGCAGGGAAGGUCGGCGGCUGUCAAAGGGACGCUCUCUGGAACAUGAUCCUGUGGGGAGACGGACAGAAGAGGGGGGCUACCACCACAUGGACCACAGUGGUGCCCCCCCUCGCCAACCAGGGCCGGUCCCUCCAGGAGGCCGAGGCCACCCUGUCCCUGCGCAGGGUCGGGGUAUCGGUGUAGUAGGGGAUAUUGGGGAUGGUGUGCGGCCUGGUCAGAGGACGGUGGGUGGGGUUGGUGGGCCACAUGAACACACCCUUGCUCAGCAAGCCCCUCCCCCUGAACUAAGAGAGCCUUCCAGUACAGGCCCUGGCUCAGUGCCUGGUCAGGGACCUGUAGCUAGACGGACCAAAAGGGAGAAGGCUGAGAGUAUGCUGCGCAACGAUUCACUAAGCUCUGACCAAUCAGAAUCUCUACGUCCACCUCCACCGAGGCCAUACAAGUCAAAGCGAGGAGCUGGAGGGAAGAGGCAGACUAGUGUCAGCAGCUCAGAGGAGGAGGGAGUGACCACGCCCGAGUACAGCAGCUGUGAAGACGCUGAGAUAGAAAGUGUCAGUGAAAGAGGUGACUGGGAGUGCUACCCACAUGAUCCCACUGUUUGGCAUCAUCCUGUAACCUGGCAACCAUCCAAGGAGGGAGACCAUCUAAUUGGGAGAAUCACUUUGAGCAAGAGGAGCGCCAGCAUGCCAAAAGAAACCGGAGCUCUGCUGGGGUUAAAGGUGGUGGGAGGCAGAAUAACAGAGUCAGGGAGAUUAGGUGCCUUUAUCACUAAAGUCAAGAAAGGAAGCCUGGCUGACGUGGUGGGACAUCUCAGAGCAGGGGAUGAGGUCUUGCAGUGGAACGGGAAGCUUUUACCAGGGGCAACAAUGAAGGAAGUUUACAACAUCAUUCUGGAGUCCCAAGCCGAGCCCCAAGUGGAGCUGGUGGUAUCUAGGCCCAUAGGGGUGUAUAGAAAAUAUCAUGAUAUCCCAAGAAUCCCAGACACGUCCCACCCUCCAUUAGAAUCUACAGGUUCCAGUUCUUUUGAAUCCCAGAAGAUGGAGAGACCCUCCUUAAAUGUCCUGUCUCCCUCCAGUCCCGGGAUGCUCCAAGACGCUCCACAGUUAAUGCCAGGGCAGCUCUCAGUGAAGCUUUGGUACGACAAAGUGGGUCAUCAGCUAAUUGUCAACGUGCUGCAGGCUGUCGAUCUUUCUCUUCGCCCCGACGGACGGCCCAGGAGUCCCUAUGUCAAAAUGUACUUCCUCCCUGACCGCAGUGAUAAGAGCAAACGAAGAACAAAAACAGUAAAGAAGACCUGUGAGCCAAAGUGGAACCAGACGUUUGUCUACAGUCACGUCCAUCGGAGGGAUUUCCGCAACCACAUGCUGGAGUUAACUAUAUGGGACCAACCUCGGUCACCAGAGGAGGACAGCGCUUUUCUGGGAGAGAUCCUUAUAGAGCUGGAGACGGCCUUACUGGACGACAAGCCUCACUGGUAUCCACUCCAAACUCAUGAUGUCUCAUCCAUCCCGCUGCCCCGACCUUCCCCAUUUUUGCCCCGACGAAACACAGAAGUCCCUGGCAAGAAGCUGCAGCCAGAUGGGCGAGGCAGGGAGAGGCAGCGGGAGCCCACGUCUACCCUAGAGGUGCCAGAUCAGCAGAGGACACCUGCCCAUCACAUACGAUCCCGCUCAGUCUCCCCACACCGCGAGGAACAGGGGAGAAUCCGGUCACGGCCAGCCAACGUUCCCGCCCAAAGGAGUUUGGAUGAUGAGCUUCCUUACACUCGUCGUUCUCGUUCUCCAACCCGCUACCAUGAUGCUGCCCGAGGUCGCCACCAGGAGGAGUACCUGGACGACAGUGAGGUCAUCAUGAUCCACCAAUCAAUGCGAGGCAAAAGUGCUGAGUGCCUCCACACAAGUGAUCUGCAGCCUUCUCUGGACAGGGUUAGGAGCGCUAGCACCAACUGUCUGACCCCAGACAAUCAUGCCCCCACACCAGAGACUGAAAGAAGAACUUUGUCCCAUUCCCUGCCCCGGAGACGUCCUGCGAGUCCCAGGAUUCUUAUCCAACAUGCUUCCCCUGAAGAUGACAGGGGCCACCUCCAAGGUGGUUCGUCUCUUUCCUCCUCAGUGACAUCCUCUUCAGCCCGCAGAGUACGACAACUCCCACAGCUUCCCCCUCAGAGCAGCACCGCAGAACAAGCCCUGGUAGCAGAGGAGUGUGUUCGUCAGCUCCAGAUGAGGGUUCAUUCCAACCGAGCGUCAGCUGCCUCCACUUCCAGCCAACAGGACCUGGACCGAACCCUUAAGAACAAACGGGAGCUCUACAAGGACCAGAGGCGGAGCAGUGAAAAUGUUUCCCAUAAGUCCUCAGACAGUGAUGUCAGCGACGUGUCAGCCAUCUCUCGUACCAGCAGUGCCUCUCGCAUCAGUAGCACCAGCUACAUGUCCAUCCAGUCAGAGAGACCCCGGGGACGCUUCAGCAGGGCCAUGCGUGCAACAGGCCGCCACAUGAUGAAGAGCACUAGUGUGAGUGGCGAGAUCUACGGCAUGGAGCACGCCGAUGGUAGCCAAUCAGACACGGCCCUGGGUAGCCUGGGAAGUGGGAUUAAGAAGCGGCGCUCGAGCCUCAGCCAACGUGUUGUAGCCAUCCUUCCAUCCAGACGCAGCCGGAGUACCUCGCAACUCAGCCAGACAGAGGCGGCGGGUAAGGCGGCGGACAGACAGAAAGAGGCGACAGCAGGAAAGAAGGCGGGCAAGGGUGGCAGCAGCAGCAUCCAGAGGAGCGUAGAGACGGGCAUGGCCGUGGAGUACCCGCGGGGAGGGUCAGGCAUGAACCGGCAGGCUAGCAGAGAGUCGACUGAUGGCAGCAUGAACAGCUACAGCUCUGAGGGGAAUUUGAUCUUCUCAGGUAUGCGGUUAGGUGCUGAUAGUCAGUUCAGUGACUUCCUGGAUGGUUUAGGCCCCGGUCAGCUGGUCGGCAGACAAACACUGGCAACACCUGCAAUGGGUGAUGUUCAGAUUGGUUUGAUGGACAAGAAAGGCCAGCUGGAGGUGGAGGUGAUCAGGGCACGAGGCCUUACCCCCAAACCAGGCUCCAAAUCCCUCCCAGCUCCCUAUGUCAAGGUGUACCUGCUGGAUAAUGGAACAUGUAAAGCCAAAAAGAAAACCAAGAUUGCUCGAAAGACCCUGGAGCCGCUCUACCAGCAGCACCUGCUCUUUGAUGAGAGUCCGCAGGGCAAGGUGCUUCAGGUGAUAGUUUGGGGCGAUUAUGGACGAUUGGACCACAAAUGUUUCAUGGGUGUAGCACAGAUUCUAUUGGAGGACUUGGACCUCUCGAGCACGGUGAUUGGCUGGUACAAACUGUUUCCACCAUCCUCAUUGGUGGACCCUACAUUAGCUCCGCUCACGCGGCUGGCGUCUCAGACGUCAUUGGACAGCUCAGGACCACCACCGGGCGUUCGGUCCUAGUGACCGAAUGGUGACCACAACCCCCACCCCAAAUAUCCCUGAAAUGACAAAAUAAUGGACCAAGCUACUGGACCAGAACUGAGCAGAGGGCCAGAUCACGUCCUGAGGACGACGACCAGAAGCCCUCGGUCAACCAAUGAAAAGCCAGAUGGAGCGACAGGGAAUGAGAGUGGGAAAGAGAGAGGGAGAGACAGAACUAGCCAAUCAAAGCUUAGCUGGAGUCUGACAAUCAUGUCUCACACCUUCCCUCUUCCUCCUCCGUAUGCCUUUCAGUUUCAAACUUUGCUUUCUCUGUUUACUUCUCUGAGCUGCAGCAGGAGACUUUUCUGUCCAGCAUCCUUCAGUCCCCUCUAAUGCUUUUCUGUCUUUCUUUUCUCCUGACAUUUCUGUGCAGCCCCUUUCAGAGCACCUGUUCAAAGUGGAGCCCUCCAACUAGUAGCCCACCAGCCAAUCAGAGCAGAGCUUACUGCUAGGCCACAGGGAUGAGUGGUGAUGAAAGUGUGUGAGUAAGUCAGUAGCAUUGAAGGCAGCUUCCUACAGCUGUACCAUCACUUUACAGUAACCUGAUGUCUUUAUGGUGUUACCAUGAUAACACUGUUGAAAAUGAUUGGCAGUGGUUUGGCGAACUCUUCAGGUGAAGGGAGACUGCACGUGGACGUGCACAUUCUUAGCCUUGUUGUGAUUCAUGAAAGCAAGCACAAGAGAAGCUUGACUCGUAGACAGAGGCAAACAUAGGUUUGCUCUUUGUCUAAACAAAGAUCAGAGAAAACAGAGGCCAAUGAUGAUUUGGUUUUAUUUAUUUAUUUUUUUUUUGCUUUAUUCUUUUCAGUCUUUGUUUUGCCCAAAGUUCAGAAUGGUACCAUAAGGUGCAGACUCCCUCUGUGUAUGUGUAUGUUUGGUUUUCGAGCGAUGUUGCGCCAAAGGCCGACCAUAAAGGUCCGGUCAGAUUCGCCCGAACAUCCUUAGCCCAACCCUCACCCCAUCCCCGGUCUCCUCCCCUUCCUCACCCCUCUAACUCCCCCUGUAGGAGGGAGCAGCAUGACUCGGGGACGCCCCGGAUCGGCCCCCAAGCUGCAUGCACGUUUAUUUUGUUCUGUUUGUUUCGUUUUUUGUUUUGUUCUCUACUUUUUUGUAAAAUAGAAGACGAGACAAAUUAACGAACAAUUCUCAAAAAAACAUAAACAGAAAAAAAGACUAGACUAUGUGUGUUAGUUCCACAUACUUUUAGGCCAGCUUGUAUGUUGCAUGUUCUUGUACAGUUUGCUCGUACUGAAUAUGAAUACAAACAGAGAAAAGCCAAGCCAUCCCCGCCCCCUAACAGGAGCGGACCAAUAGGGGGGGACAACUCCACCCAGGCCACGCCUAUCACUCUGGGUCUAAAUAUACAUAUUAGGAAGUCUCCGAAAAAGAAAAAAGUCUUUGUUUUUUUCUUUGAACCCUCUGAACAACAGUGCUGUUCUGUAGUACUGAGCAUACUCAGCCCCUGGCGUAUCUGCGGGUGUUGGUGUCUAAACUGUAGUUUAACACAGUUGGGGCUAGAGACAGAGAUAGAGAAUGUGUGUAUAACAGCUAAAUGUAUAUGAAGUAUCAUUAUGAGUUUGACAGAAAUUAUAAAGAUAUAGAUAUAUGAAUAUAAAAAGAGUGUAUCUGACUGUACACCGUCACCGACACGCACACAUGCACACCUUGUACAUACAAACCAGGAUGAGAGGCUUGAACUUAAGUUACGAACAAAUCUAAACAUUGCUGACACACAAACAUUCCUGGUCUCGUAGAAGGGAAUUUGCGUCCUGUGGAUGUGCUCGAGCCGCUGAGCGGCCCUGAGCCACAAGGGGGCGCUUAUAGGCCUUUAUUUUUGUCCUGAUUGCAGAAACAAACACAAGUAGAACCAAUUGGAACAAAGUUUACUUUCUUCUCCUUAAAUCCCCUCUCCCCUUUAUGAUUAUAUUGGUUUGGACUGGACUUCUAAAGCCAAUAAGAAAUCUAAUUUUGCAGACAUAUUUUGCGGAUGUUUCUGUUGAAACCCUUGGCGGUGUGGCCGACUGCCCUUUCCUUUGUCAGUAUUACUCCAGGAAUACUGAUUGUUUACAGCCCAUGGCUCCCCACUCCCAAACCACAAUUUUAGACGAAAGACUAAGUAUUCACUGCAACAGUUCUUGUUUGUAUAACAGAUGUGGC
Molecule: messenger RNA, 6660 nt
Organism: Cheilinus undulatus (humphead wrasse)
Lineage: Eukaryota; Metazoa; Chordata; Actinopteri; Labriformes; Labridae
Product: regulating synaptic membrane exocytosis protein 1-like
Exons: 31
Coding region: 208-4482 (1424 amino acids)
Biological process (GO): positive regulation of synaptic transmission; intracellular protein transport; regulation of membrane potential
Cellular component (GO): presynaptic membrane; cytoskeleton of presynaptic active zone
Molecular function (GO): transmembrane transporter binding; small GTPase binding
Source: RefSeq, a predicted model, not a curated record